Messenger RNA from Aspergillus ochraceoroseus IBT 24754, 909 nucleotides. Its product is annotated as PQ-loop repeat-containing protein. The coding region runs from base 1 to 909 and encodes 302 amino acids. The record is from RefSeq and is a predicted model, not a curated record. The transcript is spliced from 3 exons. Lineage: Eukaryota; Fungi; Ascomycota; Eurotiomycetes; Eurotiales; Aspergillaceae.
AUGGAUCCUUCGACUUCGCAAUGUAACCAUCUGGUUUCGCCAGAGAUAAAGAACUUUGUUCUGUCUAUUCUGAUUGUGUUCGGAAUCCUCCUCUCCUACCUGCCGCAGUUGAUUCGUAUUGCCCGGCUGAAAAGCUCCUUCGGAAUAUCGCCGUACUUCAUCUUGCUGGGGACGACUUCCGGCUCAUCUUCUAUGGCAAAUGUGAUAUCACAGCAGCAGAGUCUUCAGGAUAUGGCUUGCUGCAGCGACGUUAGUGGGCUGUCCUGUUUUGCGGGGUUGCUCGGUAUCCUUCAGGUUGGGACACAAUGGCUCAGCUUCUUCGCGAUUCUUGCGCUCUUUGUUAUCUACUUCCCGCGAGAGACAACCUCGUCGCUCCCCAUGACCUCCAAGGAUAGGCCGACAUACCGAACCGCGCUGGUUGUGGCCGGCAUUUGUGUCUUCCAUGCGAUGGCUAUGUUGAUCAUUACCAUCGCCAUUGGUUACAAGCAGCCCUCUGUGCUCCAAUCCUGGUCGAACUUCUGUGGAAUCUUAGCUGCCCUCCUCUCCUCUAUCCAAUACUUCCCGCAAAUUGCUACGACCCUCAGGCUGCGCUGCGUGGGAAGCCUCAGUAUCCCGAUGAUGUGUAUUCAAACACCCGGGAGUCUUGUGUGGGCGGGGAGUCUGGCUGCACGGCUAGGGAGCAAGGGCUGGAGCACCUGGGGUGUUUUAAUUGUUACGGCCUGUUUACAAGGCACACUCCUCGUUCUAUCGAUCUUUUUCGAAUACCUGGGCCCUAAUAAGGGACAUAGCCAUGACUAUGGCAAAGAUGGCGCGGAAGGCACACUGGGAGAAGAAGGGAAUGAAGCCCAGGAAGAGCAGGAUUACGGUCCGUACGAGGACACCCCGCUUCUUGGAGACCGGAGUCGGUGA